Naegleria lovaniensis is the source of this 375-nucleotide messenger RNA. RefSeq lists its product as uncharacterized. The transcript has a single exon. The record is from RefSeq and is a predicted model, not a curated record. Bases 1 to 375 code for a protein of 124 amino acids. Lineage: Eukaryota; Heterolobosea; Eutetramitea; Acrasida; Naegleriidae.
AUGGCAACGCGUAAUCAGAGGUCGCAAAGCAAGUACAAACCUCCAGUGAAAUCCAAUCCGUUAUUGGAUGGUUUGCAAUUUGCUCCCAUCGCCAGAAAUUUACAAGUCUCUUCGAUCUAUAUCUUAUUCAUUUGUGGCUUCACUGCAUUGGUGAUGAUUCCUACAGAUCCCAUUUGGCUUUCCUACAUUCCAGGAGCCUAUUGUAUUCUACUUUCCUUUGUAUUGUAUGUGUGGUGUUUUGUGAGCGAAUUUAAUAAGGAAGACAAACUCACAGUGGAAGAAAUUCUCAAUCCGAAGCAAUGGCCACAACCAUUGAGAAAGGUAUUGAGUGCUAUGAAUCGAAACGAAGUGCAAUGUGUACUGUGCUUUUUGUAA